AUGGCCAAAAAAAGAAAGCAUGUUGACCGUUCCGAACCGUCAAGCCAACCUCCAACCAAGAAGAGACUCUCCGAUACCACCCUUCCGGAAGGCGUUCAUCACUACCAGUCCCUUGGCGAAGUUCCCUGGGACCUACAAAAGUACUGGCAUCAGGGCUAUUCGAUCUUCUCCAAAUAUGACGAAGGCAUCUGGAUGACCGAUGACUCGUGGUAUGGUGUGACGCACGAGUCUGUUGCAAAUAAAAUCGCUCAGCACAUGGCAGAUGCCGCGCCUCCGGAGAGGUCAAUCAUAAUUGAUGCCUUUUGCGGGGUGGGUGGAAACACGAUUGCAUUUGCCCUGUCCAAACGGUGGAAGAGGGUCUAUGCUAUAGAAAAAGAUGCCGCUACAUUGGCCUGCGCCAAACACAAUGCGGAGAUCUACGGUGUGGCGGACCAGAUAACUUGGUUCCACGGCGACUGCUUUGAAAUCCUGGGUGCUCUGAAUUCUAGUAAAGAGAAGGUGGUCGAACCACUCAAAGCCAUUACCAGUCAAUUUGGCAUCAUCUUCGCCAGUCCGCCAUGGGGAGGACCUGGCUAUCGUAACUCGGAUAUCUUCGAUCUCGAGUCAAUGCAACCUUAUACGUUCCACUAUCUUUAUGAAACCCUGCGGACACUGACCCCGAACCUGGUCAUGUAUUUGCCCCGGACUAGUGACUUGCGUCAAAUUGCCAGGACAGGUGAGGAGGGUAAGAAAACGCAAGUCGUACAUUACUGCACGAGUGGUACCAGCCGAGCCUUGUGCGCAUAUCUUGGGGACUGGGGGACAUUGAAGCUGUAA
This is a messenger RNA of Rhinocladiella mackenziei CBS 650.93, 816 nucleotides long. RefSeq lists its product as uncharacterized. NCBI's taxonomy places the organism in Eukaryota, Fungi, Ascomycota, Eurotiomycetes, Chaetothyriales, Herpotrichiellaceae. Gene Ontology annotation, biological process: 7-methylguanosine cap hypermethylation; 7-methylguanosine RNA capping. Gene Ontology annotation, molecular function: RNA cap trimethylguanosine synthase activity. The record is from RefSeq and is a predicted model, not a curated record. The transcript is spliced from 4 exons. Bases 1 to 816 code for a protein of 271 amino acids. Gene Ontology annotation, cellular component: nucleus.